UCAGCAACCUGGUUCUUUCCAUCUUUCUCUCACAGUGAGUCCCUGUGGCCAGUCGAGGCCAGAAACGCAGCCAUUGCCAAUCAUUGCUUCACCUGUGCCAUCAACCGCGUGGGUGAGGAGCACUUCCCGAAUGAGUUUACCUCUGGAGAUGGAAAGAAAGCUCACCAGGACUUUGGCUACUUUUAUGGUUCAAGCUAUGUGGCAGCCCCUGACAGCAGCCGGACUCCCGGGCUGUCCCGUAGUCGGGAUGGGCUUCUGGUUGCUGAGCUCAACCUCAACCUCUGCCGGCAGAUGAGUGAUGUCUGGAACUUCAAGAUGACGGGCAGAUAUGAGAUGUAUGCGCAGGAGCUUGCUGAGGCUAUCAAACCCAACUACAGCCCCACCAUUGUGAAAGAAUAGCUGGCUUCAGCCCCUGCCUGCCUUAGGGCUGCUGCUGAGGGUGAACAGCCACAGUAGCCCAGUGGACACCAUCAGGGUUCAGCUUAGUUGAGCCAUUAGUAAACCAGGUCCAGGCAUUAAGAAGAACCUCUGUGAAUUGAGGUCCCCGUUGAGCCAGUGGCUUUGCUUUGGUGAAGUGGGGGAUAUAAGUUUCCCCCAAAGGGUUAGCUGCCGAUUUUUUCAUGUAAAGCUGAGAUGUCACCAGGGCCAGGAUAGCUGCAUUCUUGAAUAUGCCAUUUCCAUUUUA
Galeopterus variegatus (Sunda flying lemur) is the source of this 685-nucleotide messenger RNA. RefSeq names its product beta-ureidopropionase-like. Gene Ontology annotation, molecular function: beta-ureidopropionase activity. The record is from RefSeq and is a predicted model, not a curated record. NCBI's taxonomy places the organism in Eukaryota, Metazoa, Chordata, Mammalia, Dermoptera, Cynocephalidae. The annotation marks the transcript as partial. The transcript is spliced from 5 exons.